Molecule: messenger RNA, 7002 nt
Organism: Plectropomus leopardus (leopard coralgrouper)
Lineage: Eukaryota; Metazoa; Chordata; Actinopteri; Perciformes; Serranidae
Gene: myrf
Product: myelin regulatory factor
Biological process (GO): central nervous system myelin maintenance; protein autoprocessing; positive regulation of DNA-templated transcription
Cellular component (GO): endoplasmic reticulum membrane; nucleus
Molecular function (GO): DNA-binding transcription factor activity; sequence-specific DNA binding
Source: RefSeq, a predicted model, not a curated record
GUCAACGGGAGGGACCUGGGAGUCAACUUUACCCAACUUUUACGCACAUUUUUUAUUUUUGAAAGACUCGUAUUUUCAUUUUUUCCCCACGAGCUGAUUUUUUUUUUUUUUUUUGCCAACAUUUUAUUAUGAAGCUCGCGGGAGCUGAAAUGAAGGUGCGCCUGAAGGCAGACUUUUUAACGUUAUUCCUCUAUGGAUUUUUGUUGGCACCUUAAUUUAAAAACUUACCUCGGUCUUUAAAGUUAUAGCCAAAACCGUAGCGUCAUUGGAGGCGUUCGGUUAAUACGGACGUCAAUCCGGUGCCAAGUUGCUGAACAGGAGAAAGAAGUUCUCCGCAUGAAGCGUUGGAUUAAUGUGAACUAAAACAAAGAGUCGACACUGCGAAUAUAAUCUGGACUCCGUCAUGUGUAUUUGAAAAGUUUCCCCGAUCCGAAUUGAUUUCGUUCGGAAAAGGGGAGACUUUCAUGGAUUUUUUAUGUGGGACCCGCUAGGAUGGACGUGGUAGAUGAAACAGAAGCGUUACAGAGAUUUUUUGAAGGUCAUGAUAUUAUCAGUUCUCUGGAGCCAGCCAACAUCGACACCAGUAUCCUGGAAGAGUACAUCAGCAAGGAGGACGAUAGCACUGACAUCUGUUUCUCAGAGGUCCACAGCACCCCAGGACCAAAUUACUCAUCUCCCCAGGCAGGAGUGUCCUCCUCUGGGGGGCUGGUGUGUGGUGUGAGCCCACCUAUUCCACUGCGCCAAGGAGCCCCUCCGCCUGGGCCCCAGAACUGUCAGAACGCCUACCCCCCAGGUCCAUCUCUGGGCCUCCGACACAACUACCUCUGCCUGGGACAGCAGCAGCAGCAGCAACAACAGCAGCAGCAACCACAGCAACAGCAGGCUCACGUCAAGCCUGAGCACAGGGGCCACUACGCCCCAGGGACACUACCUGAGUCCCCCCCAGACUCCAGCUCAGAGCCAUACUCUCCUCAGCAGGUGAAUGAUCCCCACAUGAUCAGGACCAUGACACCAGAGAACAUGUGUCACAUGACUCCAACGCCACCCCUCCCACCACACGGGCACUAUCCCAGCAUGCAUCGGGACAUGUACCUGAAGCCCGAGCCCAUGAUAUCACAGUAUCCCAUCGGUCCAGCCACAAGCGGCAGUGGAGACAUGCAGCAGAAUCAGAUGCUCCAUCAGCUUCUGCAGCAUCCUCAGGGGCAGGACGGCAUUCCUGUUCACCAGGCCAAGAAGAGGAAGCACUCCGACUCUCCCAACAGCACCCUCAAUUCCCAAAUCCUCACAGGUAUCAUCAAACAAGAACCAGGUUUAAUGCAGGACGCAGACAACGCCUACCUGGACCCAAACUAUCAGUGCAUUAAGUGGCAGCCUCACCAGCAGAACAAGUGGACACCGCUGUAUGACGCAAACUGCAAAGAGCUUCCAAUGCCUACCUACCGUGUUGAUGCUGACAAGGGCUUCAACUUCUCCCUGGCUGAUGAUGCUUUUGUUUGCCAGAAGAAGAAUCAUUUCCAGGUCACAGUAUACGUAGGCAUGCUGGGAGAUCCCAAGUACAUUAAGACAAGUGAGGGCCUGCAGCCCAUCGACUGCUUCUAUCUCAAACUCAACGGAGUGAAGGUGGAGGCCAUGAAUCAGUCUAUAAGUGUGGAGCAGUCACAGUCUGACCGCAGCAAAAGACCCUUCAAACCAGUGCUGGUCACGCUGCCCGCAGAGCAGGUCACAAAGGUCACAGUGGGGCGGCUCCACUUCAGCGAGACCACAGCGAAUAACAUGAGGAAGAAGGGCAAACCGAACCCUGACCAGAGGUAUUUCAUGCUGGUGGUGGCGCUGCACGCACAGUCCCACAAUCAGAGCUACACUGUGGCUGCCCAGGCGUCUGAGAGGAUCAUCGUCAGGGCAUCCAACCCAGGCCAGUUUGAGAGCGACAACGAAGUGCUGUGGCAGCGCGGCCAACUGCCAGACUCAGUCUACCACCACGGCAGAGUCGGCGUCAACACCGACCGGCCGGACGAGGCCCUUGUUGUCCACGGCAAUGUGAAGGUCAUGGGCUCACUGGUGCAUCCGUCUGACAUCAGGGCCAAAGAAAAUGUCCAGGAGGUCGACACCACAGACAAUUUGAAACGGAUUUCUCAGAUGAGGCUGGUCCAUUAUCAAUACAAGCCUGAGUUUGCUGCAACCGUGGGCAUAGAGAACACUGCAGAGACUGGAGUCAUCGCUCAAGAGGUUCAGCAGAUCUUGCCUGAAGCAGUUAAGGAGGGGGGUGAUGUGGUGUGCGCCAAUGGAGAAACUAUCCCCAACCUGUUAGUGGUCAACAAGGAGCGAAUCUUCAUGGAGAACGUGGGAGCGGUGAAGGAGCUGUGUAAGCUGACAGACAACUUGGAGACUCGUAUAGACGAACUGGAGCGCUGGAGCCGCAAACUGGCCAAGCUGCGUCGCCUUGACAGCAUGAAGAGCACCGUGAGUGGAGGCACUGUCAGCCAAUCAGGGAGUUACUUCAGCAGAACAGGAAGUGGCCCGCUCAAGAAGAAGACGGUCAAACCUGGGAGCAAGAAUUCACCUCCGGAUCAGGGCUGCAUCAGCCAGAGGUUCAUGCAGGGAACCAUCCUGGCUCUGGUCAUUGUCAUGGCCUUCAGUGUAAUUUCCAUGUCCGUCCUGUAUGUGUUGACUCUUCACCACAGAGGAGACGUCACAGAGAAAGAUGGCUAUGUUCCUUCCUGUGUUCUCUACAUCUCUUGGAUGCCCAUCUUCACUGCCACUGUAACUUUCUGUCCACCUGUCUGCCCAUGGUCCAGAGCUGCACUGGGAUCAGUACGCAAGAGUCCAUAUACUCCGCUGUCCACCACCCCUGCACCAGCCUGCUGUUCAACUUCAACCAUAAACAACCAAUCAGCGACAGUUUUGACACUGAGUAACAACCAAUCCACAUCAGAUUUAGGCAGCCUGGUUCCCACACCAGGCUAUAGUAAUCAGAAGGGCAAAUCCAGAUCAAUGGACAAGGACCGCAGCAAUAGAAACCGUCUGAGUCACACCUCGGCGCCUUUGUACUUUGCCAAAUCUAAAAAGCCGGUACCCACAGAUCUGGGCGGAGUGGGAUCUACCAACCGCCUGCCUCCAGGUCAGCCACCACAGCCACGCAGACAACGCAGCGUACGCACAAAGGGAGGUAGGUCAGCUCCCUCUCUGAGCAGUCUGCAUAUCGUGGAGACCAACCAAGAGAUCACAGCACAAAGUUGCGCAACACCUGAAAGCUGCAGCUACACAGUGUCACUCCAUGGAAACAGGAAUUCCUCCAUCUCACAAAUCACUUUGCACAUGAUGUCCACGAUCAGCGUGUGGGUACGACAAUGUGGAGCCACAAAGGGACGCUUGUGUCCCAACCACACAGAGAGAGAGCUCUUUGGUGGACAGAGUACAUCAACAAAGGGGACUCAUCACCUGUGGUCUGUGCCUGUGCUGUCCUUCCAGGACGUCACCUAUCACUUCCGUGUCUCCCUGUCUAGUGAAGUGAGCUGUGCCACUGAAGGAGAAACCUCUUCAUACUCUGACUACCAUUUUCUCAUUCUGAGCAGCUGUGUGUGAGCAGGAAGAGGACGUUUCCCAGUACCUUCACAGUACACGCAUUAUGCCACAUUUUUCCUUUGUGGUUCCAUUUGUACGCUGUUGGAUGGGUUAGGGUUUUGUCGCGGUAUUGUACAUUAUUUUUAAAGAUAUUCAUACAGAACAAACUAUAUACCACUGUCCCCUCUGUAAUUCCCUCCAUGUGUAUAUGCAUUAAGACAUCUCUUUUUGCUGAGUUUGAAACACUGUUUUUUUUCUUCUGUCACUGGAAAUGUUCUAGAUCACUGUAAUACGACUGUGUUGUGCCACUGUUAACUGAGUCCAUGAGUUUAUAGCUUUUUUAUUAAUAAUCGCCAAGUCUUCCAUACUUAACAAGCCAUCAUUACUUUUCAUCAGAACUGAAGUUUCUAAAUGAUGUCCAGGCUGAGAUACUGUAGAUGACGCUGCACACAUUUUUGUUUCAUUUUUUAAAUACAUUGAAUCUGUACGUACACUGAAGCCAGUGUCGACCGAAACAGAAACACUUGUCAAUAGUUUUAUACACUGGAGAGAAGAUCAUUGGCCUCUGCUACAGGCCUCAGUGAAUGCUUGCAACUCGCACUGAAAAUAUACCUCAGUAGUGCACACUGGCAAAUCCUGAGUCUCUACAGUGGAGCAUUGUGUUGCUGCAGUCGACUAGACUGUCUGCUGUCUCCUCAUGCAGCAUCUGACUGAACACUGCACAGAGGAGGACCCACUGUGCAGUAUUCCUAUUGUGACAUUAAAAGAAACAUCAAAUUGUUACAUUAAAGGAGCAGUGUGUAAGAUUUAGGGGGAUUUAGUGGCAUCUAGUGAUGACAACUGCAGAUUUCAACCAGCUGAAAGUUUCUUCAGUGUUUGUUGUUAAUGGGGUUUUUACUGGGUGCCAAAUUAUUCACGGAGGUCUCCUCCUCUUCAAAACAAACAGACCUAGUGAUUCAAACUGGUGAAAAAACUAAAUAAAGCCAUUUCAUGUUAAGAUCAGUGAUUUUCCACUGCUCUCAUUGCAGAAGGAAUAACUAUGGUGGCUGAUGCAGUAUGUGGAUGGCCCUUUCUAGAACCAGUGUUUGGUUUAUUAGUUCUGGGCUACUGUAGAAAUGUGGCGGUGCAACAUGGCAGUCUCCAUAGACAAGAACCUGCUCCUUAUGUAGAUAGAAACACCUCAUUUUAAGGUAACAAAAGCACGAUUCUUAUUUUCAGGUGAUUAAACACUAAAGAAAACAUACUUAUUACAUCUUAUUCCAUCUCUUCCAAUAAAGCCCUGUAAAUCCUACACACUGGACCUUUAACUAAGUAUGCAAAAGCAUACUAUUACACAGAAACCUAUAUUAUUAUCCCUCAAAUGUAGGCAUACAAGUCACAGUUAUUUCAGCAGAUUCACUAAAAGACAUGCGGUAAGACUGAGUAAGUAAACAAAUCACUGGAAAUGAACACGUAGAAACACUGACAGCUUUUAGCAACUGGUGGAGCUACCACAAGUCCAACACUGACAAUAUUUCAAGAAACACUGGAAGCGUUACACUGUAUUUUGCAAACUGGACAGAAUGCUGGCGAGGCAAUAAAUGGCAUAUAUCAUUUCAGGUGCAUGCCCAAUCAUUUCUCUAAAAUGAUGCGUCUCAGCUCAAAGGCAACCAAAAUCUGCCUCAGCUGUGGAAAUUCCAUUUUAAUGACUCGAUCAUGGAGCUGAGAAGGAUUUGCAUUUAUUUACGCACACUGCAGAGAUAAAAUUGGAUCUUGUACACUGGACUGUUUCAUGAAUUUCUCUGGAUAUUUUGAAUAAUUUUCCUGUGCCUAUACAAUUAAGAAUAUGCAGUGAUAACACUUUGAGUAUAACUGAAUUGUAUGUAAUUGUAUGUUGUUGUUUUUUUUAGUAUCCUGUCUUGUUUUAAAUCCAUUCUCCACUUACUCUCACCACCCUGUUCUUGUUGCUUUUGUCAAAAAUGAGUUUUUAAAUCCAUACUUGUCUGUUUUCAGGACGAAAAACAAAAUAGUGUAUCUUAAAUGUAAAAUCAAUAUUAAAUAGGAACAACAGCCAUCUGACAAACAUUUAUGGAAUUUAUCAUAUAUUAAGUCACUGUAAAAUGCUUUCAGUAUACUUAUUAUGACUUCAGUGGGUAUAGUGUUAUAUUUUAGCUUAUUUAUAAUGCACCAGCUAGCAUAAUGAAACCACUGUAGCACUUUUUGCACUGUAUAUAUGAACUGCUUUUGCUCUAUCCAGUGCACCAGACUGUUUCCACGUACUUUGGUAGAACUGCAAAACAUGUAACUGUAUAGCUUCAUUUUGUUACUACCAAUGCUCCUUUUUAUCGGAUGUGUUUUACCAUAUUGUUUUUAUAGUUGCUGUUUUUGGAGGGGUUGUUGUAUUAUCAAUAAUAGAUUAACUUUUUGCUAAUGGAGCCCAGAAAUGAUUGACAAACAUGUAAACACACACCAGUACAUUUCUAAUUUUAGCACUAUUUGUUAAGAGAAAAUGCCAUAACACUAUAACUCAUUGAGUACUUUAAAAGGGAUAAUUAGAUUUUUUUGAAGUGGGGUUGUAUGGGUUAGUUAUCCAUAGUCAGAGUAUAACAUACAAUAAAUGUCAGUCAGAACGCAUCCAAUUUGGAGAAACAGGCUGGAGUCUGAUACGGAGGCUAAGCAAUGAACUGCUGUGGAUGGGGUCAGCAACAAAAUGUCUUUUUGCUACUUAAAUAAAGUCCCACUUUAAAAAAACAAUUUAAGUUUAAAUGCACGCUAUGUUGAAAGAAUUGACAGUGCUUUAUCUUAAAGUCAGACAGCCUGUUUUGAUGAGAAAGCUGUUAAAUUGUUUGGUUCCCCAUCUUUUCUGUCAUCAAAGCCACCAGACUCCAUAGAGAAAAACAGUGAUUUUAGCUCGAUGAACACGGGAGCUGCUGGUCUACUGCUGCCUCUAUCCCCUGCUCCUGUCAGUUAGUUUGCAUUAUUGUGUAACUUUGGUGAAUCCGAGCUGACCCUUAUAAGUGCCAAAGUUACACAAUAACACAAACAAAAUAACUGUUUGAGGUAGCAGUAGACCUGUAUUUUCUGUAUUUGGUGAUGUUAAAUCACUGUUUUUCAUAAUGGAGUUUCUCAAGUGAACAUCUCAUAGCUUCAUUUUCCAGCUGGUAAUCACUGUCUGUGGAUAAGAAAAAGCAAAGAAAACAUUUUAAAUUUAAUGUACGCUUUGACUGAUAUUUAUUACUUUUAGCUAAAAUUUGUUUUGUUGCUGCACCACAUCAGUAGAUUGCUUCACUUCCAUGUUGUACUGGGGCCUACUUCUCCAAUCUGGGGAUGUGCAGAUUGACUUCUAUCGUAUGUUAUGUACAGUCUAGGAAUAAAUACUGCCAACAACUCCACUUCAAAAAAAAAUCCGAACUAUCCCUUUAAUAUCAAUGUCUUUUUAGCCCAUUUUAUUAUUACAUUUUC